Molecule: messenger RNA, 1763 nt
Organism: Camelus dromedarius (Arabian camel)
Lineage: Eukaryota; Metazoa; Chordata; Mammalia; Artiodactyla; Camelidae
Gene: TYR
Product: tyrosinase
Biological process (GO): pigmentation; melanin biosynthetic process
Molecular function (GO): tyrosinase activity
Source: RefSeq, a predicted model, not a curated record
UCAAUUAAUCAGCUCCAGCAGACCUCGUGAGAACCAGAGGAAGCAUGCUCCUGGCUGCUUUGUACUGCCUGCUGUGGAGUUUCCAGACCUCCGCUGGCCAUUUCCCUCGAGCCUGUGCCUCCUCCAAGAACUUGAUGGAGAAGGAAUGCUGCCCGCCGUGGGAGGGUGACGGGAGUCCCUGUGGCCAGCUCUCAGGCAGGGGUUCCUGUCAGGACAUCAAUCUGUCCAAGGCACCACCUGGACCUCAGUUCCCCUUCACAGGGGUGGAUGACCGGGAAUCUUGGCCCUCUGUCUUUUAUAACAGGACCUGCCAGUGCUUUGACAACUUCAUGGGAUUCAACUGUGGAAAUUGCAAGUUUGGCUUCCGGGGACCCAACUGCAGAGAGAGGCGACUUUUGGUGAGAAGAAACAUCUUUGAUUUGAGUGUCCCAGAGAAGAACAAAUUUCUUGCCUACCUCACUUUAGCCAAACAUACCACCAGCCCAGACUACGUCAUCCCCACGGGCACCUAUGGCCAAAUGAAUAAUGGAUCAACACCCAUGUUCAAUGACAUCAACGUUUAUGACCUCUUUGUAUGGAUGCAUUAUUAUGUGUCAAGGGACACGCUGCUUGGGGGGUCUGAAAUCUGGAAAGACAUUGAUUUUGCUCAUGAAGCACCAGGCUUCCUGCCUUGGCAUAGACUCUUCUUGUUGCUGUGGGAACAAGAAAUCCAGAAGCUGACAGGGGAUGAGAACUUCACUAUUCCAUACUGGGACUGGCGAGAUGCAGACAACUGUGAAAUUUGUACAGAUGAGUACAUGGGAGGGCGCGACCCAGCAAACCCUAAUCUACUCAGCCCAGCAUCCUUCUUCUCCUCUUGGCAGAUCAUCUGCAGCCGGCUGGAGGAGUACAACCGCCGGCAGGUUCUGUGCGACGGCACGUCCGAGGGGCCCUUACUGCGCAAUCCCGGGAACCACGACCCAGCGCGGACCCCGCGGCUCCCCUCCUCGGCUGACGUGGAGUUCUGCCUGAGUCUGACCCAGUAUGAUUCGGGCGCCAUGGAUAAAGCCGCCAAUUUCAGCUUUAGAAACACCCUGGAAGGAUUUGCUAGUCCACUUACUGGGAUAGCAGAUGCCUCUCAAAGCAGCAUGCACAAUGCCUUGCACAUCUUCAUGAAUGGAACGAUGUCCCAGGUGCAGGGAUCUGCCAACGAUCCCAUUUUCCUUCUUCAUCAUGCAUUUGUUGACAGUAUUUUUGAACAGUGGCUUCGAAGGCACCAUCCUCUUCAAGAAGUCUACCCUGAAGCCAAUGCACCCAUUGGGCACAACCGCGAAUCCUACAUGGUUCCUUUUAUACCUCUCUACAGAAAUGGUGAUUUCUUUAUUUCAUCCAGAGAUCUGGGCUAUGACUAUAGCUACCUACAAGAUUCAGACCCGGACUUUUUUCAAGAUUACAUUAAGCCGUACUUAGAACAAGCAAGCCGGAUCUGGCCGUGGCUCGUCGGGGCAGCCCUGGUGGGGUCUGUCCUCACGGCUGUGCUGGGCGGACUCACUCGCCGUUUAUGUCGUCGAAAGAGAAAGCAGCUUCCUGAAGAAAAGGAGCCACUUCUCAUGGAAAGAGGAUUACCACAGCCUGCUGUACCAGAGCCAUUUAUAAAAGGACCAGGCAAUGGAGUAGUCAAAAAGCCUGACCUCGCUUUAACGCAAGUGAUGUUCAAGGCCCCAGGGGUGGUCCCAGCAGACAUCCUUGGCCUUCCUCUGGGAAGACCAUUCUCAGAAUUUUAA